CUUGCUCGCUACACCAAAGAAGGAUAUCUGCAUUUAGGAGCUCUUGGGACUACAAUAUUGCUCCCAGAUACCCGCUGCCUGGUGGAUAAUGUGAAGAGUAAACUCCCUCAGCUGCUUGAUUGCGAGAAAGUCAAGAGCAGCCUCCACAAGCGUUGGAAUUUUAUACAGCAUGGUGCAAUCCUAAAUAAAGGGACAGGACGCUGCUUGGAAGUUGAAAAUAAAGGCACGUCAGGUAUGGAUCUUAUUCUCCGCAGCUGCACAGGACAAAGGUGGACAAUUAAACAUUUUAUCAAGUAGAGAGCUUCUUAUCCAUUGUUCAAAAUUUUUGCAGA
This is a messenger RNA of Protobothrops mucrosquamatus (brown spotted pit viper), 332 nucleotides long. Its product is annotated as polypeptide N-acetylgalactosaminyltransferase 17-like. NCBI's taxonomy places the organism in Eukaryota, Metazoa, Chordata, Lepidosauria, Squamata, Viperidae. The annotation marks the transcript as partial. The transcript has 2 exons. The record is from RefSeq and is a predicted model, not a curated record.